AGGGACCACCAGUCCUUCAUUUCUUCUUCCUUCCCCGUUCCCCCUCCGUCUUCGUAGAUCUGCAACUUUUUCUUCUCCUACACGCAAUUGAACAUAUCAUCAUCACAAUCAUCCGCUUCAGAUCGUAGCCGUAUAUCUGAAAAUGGUGCUGGUCUCGGCCGUACGGGAUUACCUGAGUCGGAUGUUGCAGGACAUCUCCGGCAUGAAGGUUCUCAUCCUGGAUUCCCACACGGUCAGUAUAGUCAGCGUGGCGUAUUCGCAAUCCGAGCUUCUUCAGAAGGAAGUGUUUCUGGUGGAAUUGGUAGACUCCAUUUCCAAGUCCAGAGAAUCCAUGUCUCACCUCAAAGCCGUCUACUUCCUCGCACCCACUUCAGAGAAUAUACAGUAUUUGCGCCGGCACUUGGUUGCUCCUCGAUUUGGAGACUAUCACCUCUUUUUCUCCAACAUAUUGAAGGAUACCCAGAUUCAUAUUUUAGCUGACUCAGAUGAGCAUGAAGUUGUGCAGCAACUUCAGGUAAUUCAUCAUUCACUCAAAUGCUUUCUCGCAUGUUCGUUUCGAUUAUCUGAAAAUUUAUGUAUGUGGAAGCUGACCAAAGCAGGGACCUUGAACUCACCUGUUCGUGCUGGCUUUGGUAACGGGACCACAGCAAUGGUUCACGAAUUGAUUGGUAUUCAAGACAACAAAGUCGACUUACGAAACAUUGGAAAAUUUCCAAAGGAUCAACAGAGGACACUGCCAAGUUUGACAAUUACCCUGAGUAAAAGGCACGGAAAAAGCAGGCAGCAUGUGGCACUGGUAACAGAACAGACACUUGUCCAGUUUCUCUUGAAGCAAGCGGGUGUGGAUAAGCGAACCGGGGAUCUUUUUGGAAAUCGAGAUUUCUUAAACAUUGCACGUAACAUGGCUCGUGGGCUGAAGGGGGUUGAGAAUGUGUACACGCAACACCAGCCUCUUCUCUUCCAAACUAUGGAAAGCAUCAGUAAGGGACGGCUGAGAGAUGUGGAUUAUCCAUUUGUGGGAAAUCAUUUCCAGCAGGGCAGGCCUCAAGAUGUGGUCAUUUUCAUUGUUGGGGGGACAACUUACGAGGAGUCUCGUUGUGUAGCUUUACAAAAUGCUAUGAAUACUGGAAUUCGCUUUGUACUUGGUGGUUCUGUGAUUCUCAAUUCUAAAAGGUUCUUGAAGGACUUGGAAGAAGCUCAGAGACUAGCUCGUACUAGCAACGCCAUCUGAGUUUUGGUUUCUGGUAUGUCUAGCAUUUGAAGAGCGACGUGGAUAAGUGGUUGUGGAUGUAUAUGGGUGUUGUUUAUGUCACUUGCUUUAAUAUAAAAAUUGCUACACGUGCUUGGGGGAUCAUCCGAAUCAACCCUCUGUUGCUGCGAGAUGGCCUUUGUUUACCAUUUUGUUGGAGUUAGAACUGAAGGGAAGACGUAUCCCAUAAAUUUGGAGGCUAAGAUCUACAGCAGUUCCCACCCUCCCUCCGAUAAGAACCGCCGAGAAGAACCAAUUUUUCUGCUAACCAAGCCAGAUAUCCGUAGGUCUUAAUUAACAUAACAUGUACUUUGCCUUGUUAAGAACAUGCCAAUACCUACAUCUUCCUAUUCUUUUAUAUAUACAGCUUGUAUUCAUGUAGUUGUACUUCAGAUAUUGUGAGAAACCAAAGUAUAGAUUUACAGCAGUGGCUUCUUGUUCCAAUUUCAGCUUUUGGUGAGA
Malus domestica (apple) is the source of this 1711-nucleotide messenger RNA. The record is from RefSeq and is a predicted model, not a curated record. NCBI's taxonomy places the organism in Eukaryota, Viridiplantae, Streptophyta, Magnoliopsida, Rosales, Rosaceae.